GAUUCGGAUCAGAAGAUGAGUGACUCGGUGUUCAUUGAGUGGAGGAGCUGAGCAGAGGAGUUCGGGAAGUGUUUGGUGACUUCUCAGAUUCUGUUCCUUUGAGAGAGAGAGAGAUGACGGUAGCAGCAGGAAUCGGUUACGCUCUGGUAGCGUUAGGGCCCUCUCUCUCCCUCUUCAUUUCCGUCAUUUCCAAAAAGCCCUUCCUCAUUCUCACUGUUCUCUCCAGGUACGCACGCUCCAUUUCUUUUCACUCGAUCUCACCAAACCACAAACGCUGUGCCUUGCAAUAUCGCAAUUCACCCUCGCCAUGUUACUCUUUGCUUCAUCAUACACUGUUGUGGCUUAUUAGUUUGAUUGUGCUGUCUGGAAUAUGGAGGGGUUUUUUGCCCCUCAAUACAACCGCUUGGUGGCCUUUUGGAAUUCUUAUAUUCUCAUCUGUUGCUUUUCAAGAAGCUCUUAGGCUGUUCUUCUGGAAAAUAUACAAGAGGUUAGAAGACAUGUUAGAUGCCUUUGCUGACAGAGUAUCAAAACCCCAUCUUCUCCUGACAGAUAAGAUGUUGAUUGCUCUGGCUGGUGGGUUGGGCCAUGGUGUUGCCCAUGCUGUGUUCUUCUGCAUCAGCCUAUUAACUCCUGCAUUUGGUCCAGCAACAUAUUUUGUUGACAGGUGUUCAAAAGUUCCAUUUUUCCUUCUUUAUGCAACUAUUGCUCUUGCAUUUGUCACAAUCCACACAUUCUCAAUGGUCAUCGCAUUUAAUGGAUACACAGAGGGGAACAAAGUGGAUACAUAUUUUGUUCCCAUUGUUCACAUUGUUGCAGGAAUGGUGACACUGGUGAAUUUGGCGCCUGGUGGUUGCGCUGUUGGCAUUCCUCUUCUUUAUUUCACUGCUAUCUUGACCUUGGUUCAUUGUGGGAGGAUGGUUUGGAGAAGAUUGACAGAAAACCCAAUCAGGCCAGGUCACUCAUAGUAAUUGAUGGUUUUUGUAAAAAGUCUCCCUAUAGUUGCUUAUUGCUCACUAUACCUGUUUAAAUACGUAAGAUAGCAGAAGUUAUAUUGCACAAAAGGUGUUUCCUUGACUUGAUGCUCCCAUCUUCUUACAAUAUGCGGGGCUCAAAGUCACCUUUCUUUCAUAUUUGACAGUUUUACUUAUCGUCAUUGUAAUUAGGUUCAUUCAAGUUUUGGUUGCAGAAGCCAGUUUGUUGAAGUAUUGGUCGUUUAGUAUCUAUAAAAUGAAAGUCUACCAGAUUAAGAA
Vigna angularis (adzuki bean) is the source of this 1250-nucleotide messenger RNA. RefSeq names its product gamma-secretase subunit APH1-like. Lineage: Eukaryota; Viridiplantae; Streptophyta; Magnoliopsida; Fabales; Fabaceae. Gene Ontology annotation, cellular component: membrane; gamma-secretase complex; endoplasmic reticulum. The coding region runs from base 114 to 965 and encodes 283 amino acids. The record is from RefSeq and is a predicted model, not a curated record. Gene Ontology annotation, biological process: positive regulation of catalytic activity; protein processing. Gene Ontology annotation, molecular function: protein-macromolecule adaptor activity. The transcript has 6 exons.